AUGUCGAGCGACAACGAAAUGGCCAUGGUGCCGACAGAAACGGCCCUAGACGGUCAAAGGAGUCCGAUCAAGAUGAGGAAAAGAGGUGUCACAGCCACGCAGAAGCAGGCUCUCAUGGAGAACCUUCAACUCGAGAUUACCGAACGAGCCCGCAAACUCCGAACAAACUACAGCAUCCACGCGCAAAGUCUUCGGACACGAAUUGAAAUACGCGUCAACCGCAUCCCAAUGUCCCUCCGAAAAAUGAAGAUGGGCGACUUGCUUGACAAGUACUCCAACCAACAACGACCCCCCGUAGCCGGCUACCUCAAAGGACCCCCCGUACCAGAAAAGGACUCCAACCCUUCCAAGGUCUACCCUCCCCGAGCAGGAGGCGUGACCUACCCAUCCGCAGCAGCAGGUGCCCCGCCCAAGCGCCGCAGCCACGAGAUGACCGGCGGCGACAAGGAAAACGAAAACGACGCGCUCGCUAACCCGAAGAAGCGUCCCAGAGCCGAGCAAUUGCCGCCGCCAUCGUCAUCCCAGGCGCAACCUCCUCCACCACGAAGCCAAAACAACAACAACGUCCUCUCCCCCACCUCCUCAAACACCCGGACGGUCGGUAGAUGCAACCCCACGACUACACCAGGCAACACCAUCCGCUCGGGAAUCGCCCGCCCAACGGGAAAUGUCUCCCCGACCAAAGGCACCACGUCAACCUCCCACUCUUUACACAAUACCAUCUCCCGUCCCCCGCCGUCGGUCUCCCGCCCUGGAACAUCGGCUUCGGUCAGAAAAAUGAACUUUUCAUCAUCCACCUCCACCACAGCCUCUUCCUCCGCAGUGAAGAGAAAACGCGCCUUGACAGCUGCUGCGCCUACCCCGCAAGCGGUAAGAACAAUCGGUGCCAACCGGACUGGGCAGCAACAACGAAGGGUUAGUGGCACUUCGGAGUCUAGCGAGGCGAGCACGGGAACGGUGAUUAAGAAGCGGCCGGCGACGGCGCCGGGGGAGAGGCCCCCGAUCACGAAGGCGAUGGCUGGGGGAAGUGGGCACGCGAAGAGCAAGAGUGGUGUUUCUGGGGUGGGAGGGGGGAAGAAGGCGGCGACUGUUGGGGCGAGCGCGGGGAAGAAGGUCGUUGCCGCUGCGGCGGCGGGAGGGAAGGUUGGGACGACGGGGAGUGCAGCGGGACGGGUGUUGAGGAAGAGGGCGCAGGUGUAG
Messenger RNA from Podospora anserina S mat+, 1200 nucleotides. RefSeq lists its product as uncharacterized. The coding region runs from base 1 to 1200 and encodes 399 amino acids. The transcript is spliced from 2 exons. The record is from RefSeq and is a predicted model, not a curated record. Lineage: Eukaryota; Fungi; Ascomycota; Sordariomycetes; Sordariales; Podosporaceae.